Messenger RNA from Talaromyces rugulosus, 678 nucleotides. RefSeq lists its product as uncharacterized. Bases 1 to 678 code for a protein of 225 amino acids. The record is from RefSeq and is a predicted model, not a curated record. NCBI's taxonomy places the organism in Eukaryota, Fungi, Ascomycota, Eurotiomycetes, Eurotiales, Trichocomaceae. The transcript is spliced from 4 exons.
AUGGCUGCCAACGAGUGGGAUCCUCUACUACCUAGCUCUGCUGGUCGCAACUACACGGGCAUCCUGACCAAGAGCAUCGUGUAUGCGCUGACGCUGUGUUUCUUCCUGAUCGCUUUUGGGUUGACUAUCGCAUCGAUUUUUGUCCCAAGCUGGAUUACCUAUGAAAGCAGCGCUCCGCCCUUCCACUACUCCCUCGGCCUCCACCGCCGCUGCUCGUCCUUGACCGAUACCUGCGAACCGUUUCCCCAAUAUGAAGACUGCUAUGGCGAGGACCGGUAUUUCUGCUCCAUGUGGCGCAGCGUUGGCUUCCUCAUGACUUUUGGGGUUGUGCUGAUGUCCAUCGCCGUGCUCGUCUACUUUGUCAUUCUCUCCGGUGGCAAACGACUGCGCGAAACCGGUUGGAGUUUUCUCUCUUUGAUAAUCAUUGGCUCUGUCGCCGUGCAGGUUGCUGCCAUGGCUCUUGUGGCCUACCUCUUCGAAAACGACGACCGCUUCUCCGUUGGUCUCGACUUUGGUGACACAGUCGCGUUCUGGAGACUCGACAAGUCAUUUGUCUUUUGCACCGUCAGCUGGUGCAUUUCUCUCCUCUGCGCCAUUGCGAUCGUCGUCGCUGCGCGCACUCUUCCGUCCGAGGGAGGCUACGAGCUCAUUCCGGCUCCAUCGGAGGAGGCGUAUUAG